AGUGUUUGUGCGUGGUACUCGUCAGGAUGAAAAGUACUACACUACACUCCGUCACUGCUUUCGUGGGUCGCGGUGCCCACUUGACCGCCCUCUCAGUGUUCUCCUAUGACAAUAUCCACUUCCUUUAGCCGGAGCCUCUACCUCACUUUACAACUUUUUCCGUUCUACGCAAGUUCCUGCCAUGGAUGCCAACGACAAACAGUCUUCUUCCACCCCCAUGGUCAAGCCUGGGCUCUCCAUUGCGUCCGCGACCGGCACUGGAGCCAAGUUCGAUCAGAAAGUGAUGCUAAAUUCCAACCAAAAAGGUGGCGACGAGUUAUCGAAGGAGACAUCGUCGCAGAGAGAGGCAUUGGCGAAGCAGUUUGUUGCUUCACAAGCUACGAUGGUUAUGGCGAAGCCGGCGAUUUUCCGUCGUUGAUUCUUAGUCGCUGACAGCUAAGCACAAUUCUUAGUACGAGAUACUAGCCGAUAAUGUGUCGCUGUGACACAAAAAAAUGAAUAUAGUGAGGCUAUAUCUGAGCAAUUACCGCUCUCGUAACUGAACUUCUUUGGUGAUAUCGUUCAUGUUUUCACUAAAUAGUUUUCCAGCCGGUAAAUACCAAAAGAUAUCUUCCA
Molecule: messenger RNA, 615 nt
Organism: Phytophthora nicotianae INRA-310
Lineage: Eukaryota; Oomycota; Peronosporomycetes; Peronosporales; Peronosporaceae
Exons: 1
Coding region: 106-432 (108 amino acids)
Source: RefSeq, a predicted model, not a curated record